UGGCAACACUAACGCGGUAAUGCGGUUCCAGCUUCAGCGUUGUAGCUCUACAUUACUGUAAGAAACAAUGGCAGACGAAGAAUUAGAGGCAAUACGGCGGCAAAGAAUGUCGGAGCUGCAAGCAAAGCAAGGGCGAACAUGGAGCACAAAUGGGAGGUGGUCUUUAACUUUCUUUCUGAAGGUUCCUAUCCAUCCACAUUGACCAGAGGGCAAAGGCAAACUCUCCGGAAGUUUGCCUCAAAAUUCAGCAUUCGUGCUGGGCAUCUAUUCUUUGGAGCCUCGGCUCACAGGAGGGCCAUACAAUCUAGAGAGGAGGCUUGCAAUCUUUUCAAGGAGCUUCACGUCUCGCCCACGGGACGACACAUUGGUAUUGUGAAAACCCGAAGUGCCUUGACUUCCAAAUUUUAUUGGACUGGUAUGACUUCAGACAUAUCGAAAUGGGUGUCUGAAUGUGGCAAGUGCAGACUGAAAGUAGUCAGGAAACUGUAUUGCAACAAGGUUAAUCCCACUGAGCCUCAGGGACUCAUUCCCAAGAAAGAACUGAUCACACCGAUGGACGGCUCUGCGAGUCCUUUGACCACUCAUGUGUUGAACACUGCAGCAGGUGUCCCAGGGUCAAACAUGACCCUCAGACUCUACCAACAAGACCCCUGGACCAGUGUUUGGAAUCUGAUAACCAACAGGACCACUGAUGAUGAUGGACGAUGCCCAGGGCUCAUCACACAGCAACAGUUUAGACCUGCUGUGUAUAAACUGCAUUUUGAAACAGCUCAGUACUGGGAAAGUAUGGGAGAGACGUCCUUUUACCCCUACGUUGAGAUUGUUUUUACUAUAUCUAACCCAGACCAGAAGUAUCAUGUCCCACUGCUCGUGAGUCGUUUCUCCUACAGUACGUACAGGGGAAGCUAAAGUCAUGCUCAGCCUCCUGAGUAUCGUUUCAUCUAAAUACUGUGACACCAAACAAGUGGUAUGAGUCCACCAAGGACAGCACUCGGUGGUGAAUAAAGGUCUUCUGUAUUUGACUUCAGUAAAAGUAAUGAUAUUGUUCAAAAUGAGACUUGUAUUAAGGAAAUGAACUACUUUAUUGUGAAAAUAUAUUGUAAAUAAACUGGAAAAUGAAGUGUUUGUGACAAAAACAAGACACUAUUUGUACUGUUGUAUGUUCUAACAGAUUAUUUUCGCAUUUGGUGAAUAAUCUGUACUUGACUCCAGAUUUUGUAGAAAUGAACACAUG
Nematolebias whitei (Rio pearlfish) is the source of this 1234-nucleotide messenger RNA. RefSeq lists its product as uncharacterized. The transcript is spliced from 8 exons. The record is from RefSeq and is a predicted model, not a curated record. NCBI's taxonomy places the organism in Eukaryota, Metazoa, Chordata, Actinopteri, Cyprinodontiformes, Rivulidae. Bases 139 to 909 code for a protein of 256 amino acids. Gene Ontology annotation, molecular function: hydroxyisourate hydrolase activity. Gene Ontology annotation, biological process: purine nucleobase metabolic process.